AUGGUGGUGGUGGUCUACAUCUGGUUAUCCCUUAGGUUCUCUGCACCAGACACCGAGGACAGAGAGGAAGAAGGCAGCAGCUGCUGCUAUUUAUACCCUCCCACCGAGGCCUCCUCUUCCUGCAUCGCCAUCUACGGGAGAGGAAGAAGCCGCAGGAGGAGGAUGAAGCUUUUAGUUGUCGUUUUGGUCCUGCUGUUUUGCCCACAUCAUGGUGUUGAGGCUGCAGGAGGAGAGUUCAUUGGGAUAAGUGGGCUGCACUUUGUUCUCAAUGGCAAUCCAUUCUUUGCCAAUGGCUUCAAUGCCUACUGGUUGAUGACCCUGGCCUCAGAUCCUUCUCAGAGAGACAAGGUCUCCUCUGCACUGAGUGACGCCUCCAGCCAUGAACUCUCUGUGGCCAGGACAUGGGCUUUCAGUGAUGGAGGGAGCAAUGCGUUGCAGUACUCCCCAGGCUCCUACAAUGAACAGACCUUUCAGGGGUUGGAUUUUGUGGUGUCCGAGGCCGGCAAGUAUGGGAUCAGGCUCAUACUGAGCUUGGUCAACAGCUAUGACAACUAUGGAGGCAGGAAGCAGUAUGUCCAAUGGGCAAGGGAUCAGGGGCACGAAAUUGGAUCUGAAGAUGAGUUCUUCACCGACCCUGUUGUCAAAGGUUACUUCAAAGAUCAUGUCAAGACUGUGCUCACAAGAGUCAACAACAUAACUGGAGUUGCCUACAAGGAUGAUCCAACAGUCUUUGCAUGGGAACUCAUGAAUGAGCCCAGAUGCCCCUCGGAUCUGUCGGGGAAGAGCAUACAGGAUUGGAUCACGGAGAUGGCUGCCUACUUGAAAUCCAUAGACAGCAACCAUUUGCUGGAAGCCGGUUUAGAGGGGUUCUACGGCGAAUCAUCUCCUCAGAAGCAAGCCAAUCCAGGCUUCCAAGUGGGAACUGAUUUCAUCACCAACAACCAGAUUCCUGGAAUCGAUUUCGCCACCCUUCAUUCCUACCCCGAUCAAUGGUUACCCAACUCGGACGAUCAAUCGCAGCUCGCGUUCCUCAACAACUGGCUCGACGUCCACAUCGAGGACGCGCGCGAUGUGCUGCGGAAGCCAUUGCUGGUGACGGAGUUCGGGAAGUCAUCCAAGGAUCCCGGCUUCAGCAGCGAGCAGAGGGACGCCAUGUUCGGAGCUGUGUACUCCAAGAUCUACUCGUCGGCCAGCAGCGGCGGUGCCACCGCAGGUAGCUGCUUCUGGCAGCUGAUGGCCCAAGGCAUGGAUUCGUACAGAGACGGGUAUGAAGUGGUUCUCAGCGAAGCACCAUCGACGACCAGAAUCAUCACCGUCCAGUCUCGGCAGCUUCGCUACCUGGGGAGGUUGCGUGCCGGAGAGCGAAACAUUGCCAAGCUCAAGAAGGCAAAGGCCAUGAGAGAGAAACAACUGAAGGCUCCCCACAAGGGAAAGGGUGCAGGAAACUGAGCAUGCAGUAGGAUUCCAUAUACCUCAACAGGUGAGAUCGUGACUCUCCUUGUGAUGGAUGAUCUUUGUCAUCCAGGAGAAUUGGAAGAUACGACGAUGUUC
Messenger RNA from Musa acuminata subsp. malaccensis (wild Malaysian banana), 1551 nucleotides. NCBI's taxonomy places the organism in Eukaryota, Viridiplantae, Streptophyta, Magnoliopsida, Zingiberales, Musaceae. The record is from RefSeq and is a predicted model, not a curated record.